Melampsora larici-populina 98AG31 is the source of this 2919-nucleotide messenger RNA. RefSeq lists its product as uncharacterized. Gene Ontology annotation, molecular function: protein binding. NCBI's taxonomy places the organism in Eukaryota, Fungi, Basidiomycota, Pucciniomycetes, Pucciniales, Melampsoraceae. The record is from RefSeq and is a predicted model, not a curated record. The transcript is spliced from 7 exons. Gene Ontology annotation, biological process: exocytosis; Golgi to plasma membrane transport. Gene Ontology annotation, cellular component: cytoplasm; exocyst. The coding region runs from base 1 to 2919 and encodes 972 amino acids.
AUGGUUUUCUCCUUUCCUGUUUCUCCCGUCACUCCACCGACUCGCCGGGCCGCCCCUCCUGCUCGUCCUCAUUCUUUCAUUGGCUUCCGAGCUCAGCAUCAUCACUAUCAUCAACAGCUUUUGCGUGCCUCUCCACAACAGACAGCCUCUGUAGGUAUCCGUCUGUCUAGGUUACCGGACAGUGUACUCUGCCGCGUUCUACAAUUUGUCACCCCUAAUGAAUUCGCGAGGGUGGCAAGCGUCAGCCGCCGGUUCCGGCGCUUAUCUGAAGAUGACAGCAUCUGGGAUCUUAAGAUUCGUUGGCUUGAUUACAAGGGACCUACGCCUUCGGCAGACUUUCUUGUGAGCCCUACGUCGAAUACUACCUCUGCAAGUCUCGGCGAUGACGAACUGUUUGGCGAUUUUGUCGUUGGCUCUACCACCGCGCCCAAUCGUGUCGCUUUGCCGUUAGACCGCCAUACUCAGCCUCGCAUGUCUCUUGAAACUUCACUUACCGCCUUGCAACUGAAGGACACGUCACGAGUCAUAUCUGAGUCAGGCGCUUGUCCUGGCAAAUCCGUUCUGUCCCCUCCUAAAGAAGACUCGCUAAUGGUCUUUCACGCGAGAGAAAAUGAUGUGGGUUCAUUGGCACUCGAUCCUGGUCAUCCUCAACCUUUGCAAGUCACAAGCUCUGCGGCGCGUUCACAACCCCUCAAUUCACGGCAGCGCUUCAUUCAACAAUACGUCGUCCUAAUGCCCUAUCUCAACUCUUUAUAUCAUCAUACCACGUCUUCUCUCCUAUUUACCGAUCCCAAUCUCACUAGUCGUCAUCGCGUGGAACUGCUUUCCACUCUUUUCAGACUGCUUUCGAACCCUUUUCUAGCGCCCAGCCGUUUUUUCGCAAACCCGGUACUUGCUCGUAAUAUUCAAAGCGCUAUCGACGUAUUCGAAGCUAGCUUGUUGAGUGAAUUUGAGCAUGCAGAUGACCGUGGAGACGAAGAUGCUAUGCGAACGGCGUCCGAGCUUGUCUGGGCUCUCGGAUGCGAUGGAUCCUCUGUCAUCCAGGUUUUCAUCACCAAACGGGAGAUCUUUUAUGACACCCGAUUUAAUCCUCUCGACAACCUAGUUCGGACUGAGACGCAAAAUGGCCAAAUGGCCGACGGAGUUGAUUUUCGUCCAAUGGAAACUUACAUGCGGCACGUACUCGAGACUAUCACCAGAGAAGGGUCUCUGAUUGCCCGCGUCUUCCCACCUGAUGCGACUGUCUUGCUACAUUUUAUCGAACGCAUUGCAGUGGAUGUGCUGUCCGAAUAUAUCACCACCCUUUUGUCUUCGGCUCAGUCCCUCCCACAACCACUGUUUCAGCUGUCCACCGUGGCAGUAUACAGUCAGCUCAGGGCUGCUAUCGAAACCACGAUGGCUAUCAAGCCACCGAACAAGCGAGUGACUCUGAGCGCAGUCGAAGACAUUUUUAACAAGAUGUUCGAGAUUCAUUUGAGCGACUAUCUGCAAGAAGAGGCAGAUUGGACAAAAGAGGUACUCGAGCGACUCUGCGCGGAAUGGGGUCCCCCUGUGGGAGUUGAGCCUACUACUGAUGCUGCCGCACUCAAACGCAACGUACUGGGCUCACUCAAAGACGCCCUGAUGGUCCCAGUCAGUGUAGUCCCUAAGACCGUUGCUUAUUCAUUCAACGCGUUGUCAACAGUAGGCGCGGGCGCCUUUCAAUCAGUAGCUGGGGGAUUGAAAACGCCAGCACUCCCGGGUUCAAUGUCGUCUCCGGCAACAGCGAGCGGGUACAAAGAUGCCCAAUUCCUUGUGGAUGGUCGCGUGCGAGGCAACGAAUUGGAGAGUUGGCUGGACGAAAACGAAGAUGCUGAAGUGGGGGAUCAUCAACCACCUCAAAACAUAGCACUAGAUCCUGCUCUAGAGUCGACCAGCGGCAGUGUACGAGAUGAGGUCAACGAUCUCAGAUUGCUACUCUCCCUCGAUGUCUCCUUGAAAUUAAUCGCUGCCGAUCGCGAGGCGCUCAAGCGAGUAGAGACUUUUGAGAGCUUCAAGGGCUUUUAUGGUAGUAAGAUACCUGAUAUAGCAAGCUCAAGCGAUAAGUCGAAAAAAUUGCUGAAACAGAAUAAAUCAGGAGAAUUAUUGGCCUUGGUUGAAUAUUUCGAGCUUGUCCAAAUAGCAGACACAAUACAACAGAUGGUGGAAGCUUACUAUGAAGCCGAAAUGGUGCAGAAAAUCGAUCGGACUGAUUUCUUGAAUGCCAUCGUCCGAGAAAAGCGCGCUUUCGAAAUGGGAUUAGACGAUGGUGUCGCAGGUGGACUCAAUGCCAGUCUGGGAUUGCUGAUGAGUGAAGUAGAGCGGGUGAUGAGUGAGGCUCAGACGGGUGUAGAUUACUGUCCAGAUGCCGUAUUGGUCGGGCACAGCGCAGAGAAUCCCACAAGUUCUGAUGUCAGAGGACGAGAUUUAGAGCCAACAGCAGCAUGUCGCGCUGCUCUUGACUGCCUGGACCGUCACUGCGGGCUACUUCAAAGUAGCAGAGGAGCUGACAAGCAGAUAAUGGAGGUAUUCUACCAAGAAGUCGGUUUAAGACUGCACGGGAUGAUCUGCAAACAUUUGAAGAGACUCAUUAUAUCUGUUGAAGGAGGCUUUCAACUCAUCGCUGAUUUGAACGCUUACCACCAAUUUGUCUCCAAGUCGUUCAGAUCGGUCGAUCUCUCAGCUGAAUUUGCUUCCCUAAAGUUGCUCGGAAGUCUUUUCAUCAUCGAGUCCCCCAAACUCUUGGCUGAACUUGCGAGAGACGUAGAGAGGUUCGGGGGCACAUUCAGGGUUGAAGAUAUUUAUGAGUUCAUCAAAAGAAGGUCAGAUUGGAAGAAGAUUGAGAAGGAAGUUGAUCGAGCGAUGUUUGGGAUUGGCCAAGAUGAUUGCCUCGUGUCUUGA